AUAAUUAUAUAAAUAAUAAAGCCACUUUCGUUAAUCCCUGGAGCCCCAUUUCUGCAGUCACUGGGGAAUGGUCCUCCUCUGAGUAAAUUGAUAAUCAAGUCAUGCUGCACAUGUCUCACAGCCGAGAGCGCCUGAUCGCGAUUUGCCUGUCAAGAGCUGCAACAGUAAACAGGACCACUCCGCGCUGGGGCCGCUCCGAGCUGGGGACACUCCGCGCUGGGGCCGCUCCGAGCGGGGGACACUCCAGACUGGAGCCAGAGACUGGCGCCGCUGUUGGACAAAAGCCGCCUGUUGCUCCACCUUCCGGAGCGCGGAGAUUGGUUGUUGCCUCCGCGCUGUGGACGCCCGGGCUCUGACUCCGCGCUGGGGACAUUGUUUGCGAAGCAGCUCCGCGCUGGGGACGUUGUGCCUGUUUGUCUGUGUGUGCGCGCGUGUGUGUGUGUGAGAGAGUGAGCGGCAGCUCCGCGCUGGGGACGCGCUGGCAGCGAAGCAAAUCCUCCUUUAUCCAAAGCGGCGUUAAGGAGCGGGUAAGUGCAGAGACGGCGGGGAGAACGAGUCAAGCCCAGCUCGCCGAUGCAAAAGGCAAAAUGCAGCCAUCCAUCCUCACCAUCCUGUGUUCGGGAUUGUUGGGAUGUGUUUUGGGAGCGUUUCCCAGCAGCUUGCAAAUCGGUGCUCUCUUUCCCAAACAGCAAUCCCAGGAAUAUUCCGCUUUCCGUUUCGGAUUAUCGUUCUACAACACGGACACUUUGUACAAACUCAUCACCCAGACGGAGAACGUGGACAUUAGCAACAGUUUCGCCGUCACGAACGCCUUCUGCUCGCUGUUUGCUCGCGGAGUCUACGCGAUCUUUGGGUUUUACGACAGGAAGACGGUAAACACACUCACAUCGUUUUGUGGAGCCCUGCACCUUUCGUUCAUCACUCCCAGCUUCCCCGUCGAUACCUCCAACCAGUUUGUCAUUCAGAUGAGACCUGACCUACAGACUGCUCUCCUCAACCUCAUCGAACAUUACAAAUGGCAGAAGUUUGUGUAUAUUUACGAUGCAGAUCGCGGACUGUCCGUACUACAGAAGGUGUUGGACACAGCUGCAGAAAAGAACUGGCAAGUGACAGCAGUCAGUAUUGAGACUACCACUGAAGAAGGCUACCGGAUGCUCUUCAAAGAUUUGGACAAGAGAAAGGAUAGGCACGUCAUCAUUGACUGCGAGGCUGAUAAACUCACCACCAUCAUGAAUCAGAUCAUAAGCAUUGGAAAGCACAUCCGAGGUUAUCAGUACAUCUUCGCAAGCCUGGGUUUCCUUGACAUGGAUCUGGAUAAAUUCCAGCAUGCAGGAGCAAAUGUGACUGGGUUUCAGAUUGUGCGGCCUGACAGUGCUCAAGUAUCAAAAUUCCUUCAGCGCUGGAAAAAACUAGAUGGCAAAGAGUAUCAAGGAAUUGAAGGACAUAAACUGAAGUAUACAUCAGCUAUGACCUUCGAUGGAGUGCUCGUGCUGUCUGAAGCUUUCAAGUACCUACGCAAGACACGGAUCGACAUCUCUCGGAGAGGAAACGCGGGAGACUGUUUGGCAAACCCUGCUGUACCAUGGGGUCAAGGGAUAGACAUUCAACGAGCCUUACAGCAGGUUCGUAGUGACGGAUUAACUGGGAACAUUCAGUUUAAUGAAUUUGGACAUCGGACCAACUACACCGUCAAUGUGUUGGAGCUGAAAAGUGAUGGAAUUAGAAAGAUCGGCUAUUGGAAUGAAGAUGACAAGUUUGUUGCAACAACAGGGGACCAUCAAACUGGCAAUGACACCAGUGGCAUCCAGAAUCGAACAUAUUUUGUAACAACAAUCUUAGAACCUCCUUAUGUGAUGCUGAAGAAGAAUCAUGAUCAGCUAGAAGGUAACGAUAAGUACGAGGGUUACUGUGUGGAGUUGGCAGCAGAGAUUGCCAAGCACGUGGGCUUCAAGUACAAGCUUGCAAUUGUGGCAGAUGGAAAAUACGGAGCAAGGGAUCCAGACUCCAAAGUUUGGAAUGGGAUGGUCGGCGAGCUUGUGUAUUCAAAAGCUGAUAUCGCAGUGGCCCCAUUAACCAUCACCUUGGUGCGGGAGGAGGUCAUUGACUUUUCAAAACCUUUCAUGAGUUUGGGGAUCUCCAUCAUGAUUAAAAAACCCCAGAAAUCCAAGCCGGGGGUUUUCUCCUUCCUGGACCCCUUAGCGUAUGAGAUCUGGAUGUGCAUCGUAUUCGCCUACAUCGGUGUGAGUGUGGUCCUGUUCCUGGUGAGCAGAUUCAGCCCCUAUGAGUGGCAAACAGAGGAGUACGAAGAUGGACCUGAUGCCCAAAGUCUCGACCAGACCAACGAGUUUGGAAUAUUUAACAGUCUCUGGUUCUCUCUGGGCGCCUUUAUGCAGCAAGGAUGCGAUAUUUCGCCAAGAGAAGAGAAUUUUUAAAACAUCAGUUGAAGUCACCAAAACAGAGGCCAUCUACUUUUCAAGAACAUUCAGGUUUAUUCUGUCAGUUUGAAACUCUGACUCUGCAUGGUUAGGCCCAUACAGUAACCAAAAUGGUCCUGUGUGCAUUUUACCCUCCUGUGUGAAUUACAACCCGUCCUCCUCCACAACUAGUGAAACUCCGAUCAGACAGAAAUUGUGGAUUUAUCCUGCCAGCCAUUUUUAUGGAACAAUGGAGUCUGCUGAACUUCGUGGAAAUUUGCCCCAAAUAGUCCGUGAAGAGAUGUGUAUCGGCUUUAGUAAGUGAGGAAAAAUGUGGCAGAUGGAGUAUCAUGUGGGAAACUGUACGCCUUUCCAUUUUAGUGGGAAGAAUAUAGAAUCGGAAUGUUGUUUAUUAGAGUGAAAGAGAGACUGUAAAAUUCUCUUGUACAAAGAGAUGUUUGUCCAUGAUAAGAAUCAUAAAAGGUUAGCAUGUGGGCUUUGCUCAACCGUCAAGGAGGAUAAGACCAUGUUCAUCAUCUGGAGCGUCUAACAGGAUUCCAGUGGAUCCAUAGCUGAGCGCUAACUCUGAUCUACAGAUACAGCAAGUAUUUGGGAAAAUACUUAGGUGUUAUGGGAUUGUUGCACAAGACUCAAGAAGUCAAACAGCCUACUCCUGCUACUCAUUCAUCCAGGCUGUGCUAGUCGAGGAAUCCAAUUAGUUCCCACUCCUUCCCUAUACUUCACCUUCAAUUUUAGUUUGUAUCUGCUUAGACGUUCAAGCUCUUUGUUUCCACCUGGUGCCUCUGGUCUUUUUUCCUGUCACCUUAAAUCUGUGUUUGCUGGUUAUCAAUUCUUCUGCCAGUAGAAAUCAUGUCUCUAUUUAUUCUGGAAAAACCCUUUUUGGCACCUUUUAUCAAAACUCCUCUUCCUCAGCUAUAAGGAGAUCAACUCCAGCUUUUGCAGUCUCUCCACAUAACAAAAGACUCUCAUUUUGAGUACCAUUCGAGUAAAUCUCUCCUGAAUCCUCUCAGGGGAUUGUAAUCCUUGCUAAUUGGACUCCACACUCGGGCUGAGACCAUAAGCAGUCUUUUAUAAGGUAUUAGCAAACCUUCCUUGUAUAGCACUCUAUUUAUAUAUUUAUAAAGCCAAGGAUUCUGGAUACUUCUUUAGUUGUUACAUUUAUAUAGCACUUUCAAAGCAAUUUAAAACCAAUGAAUUACCUUUGAAGUAUAGCCACUGAUACAUGAAGCAUGGCAACUGACAUAUACAAAGCCAGCCCACACAAAGAGCAAUCUAUGAAAGAUCAGAGAAUCUAUCUUUGUGAUGUUGAUUGAAGGAUGGCUGCUCUGGGCUUUUACAAAAUUGUACCAUGGGAUCUUUGACUGCCAUGUCCCCAGUUGACAUUCCAUGGAAAAGGCAACACCUCUGACUGUGCAGCAUUCCCUUGGUACUACAAUAGAGAAGCAGCCUGGAGUGAGACUUCAGCUCACAAUCUGUUGAAUCAGAGGUGUGUGUGCUUUCAACAGAGCCACAGUCAAUACAUAUAUCAAUUUGAAAUCUGUUACUGUCACCCACUCAUAUGUCUAAGUUUUAUAACAUCUGUGAUCUUUUAAAUUAUGCCCUGUAUACCCAAGUGCAGGUUACUAAUCCAUAUCAAAUGGCGUAGUGGUUCUAAUAAUGACCCCAGGGAAUUCUGCUGUUAGCGUUUCUGUUUAAUAGAUUAAUGGGCUGUAGCUAUUGCUGGCAAUGCCAGCCUAUCAAUGCUUAUUUGAGAAGGUGGUGGAGAGCUGCCUUCUUAAACUGCUCCUGUCCAUGUGUGAUAAGUACAUCCACAGUACCUUUAGGAAACAAAGUUCCAAAACUUUGACUCAGCAACAGUGAAGAACCUAUGGUACAGGUCCAAGUCGGAAUGUUUUAUGGCUCAGAGGAGAACUUGUAAGGGGUGCUGUUCCGAUGCAUCUUAUCCUUCAUGGCAAUGCAAGUUGCAGUUUUGGAAGGUGUUAGGGAAACCUUGCUGGGUUACUACAGUGCACCUUGUAGAUUAUGUAACACUGCAGCUACUGUGGGCUGUGGGAAAGGGAGUAAACUUUUAAGAUAACAAGUCGGGUAUUAAAGGAAUGGCUUUGUCCUGGAUGAUGUCAAAACUGUAGAGCGUUUGCUGGAGCUGCGUUCAUUUAGACAAGUGGAGAGUAUUUCCAUCACAUUCCUGAUUUAUCCCUGGAGAUGAUGGUGGAUAGCUUUAAGAGUCAUAAGGUGAGUUCCAUCAUUCAGGCUACCUAGCCUCUGUCCUGCUCUUGCUAUUUAUUUGGCUGAUUCUGUUAAGUUUCUGGUCAAUGAAUUCAGAAAUAUGUUAAAAUUUAUGUUUCAUGUUUUUCUGUACUUUAGUGACCCUGAAAGUCAUUCUACAUGUUUUACAGAGCAGUGAGUGGACUAAAAUAGUUUAUUCACUGUCACAAACACCGAGAAAUUAUACUUGACCCUAUUAUUCAUUGAGUAAUGUACUGAGGAGUAUAUAAAAGCAUUUGAAACACUAUUUAGACACCAAGAAGUUUCACACAGUUUAUUAUUCCUGGUUUUAGGUUCUACUGAGUAUAGUGGAAGCUUUUUGUUCACUGUUUAACAUAAUAAGGAAUGUACUCAACGUUGCCAUUCACCAUAUACCUUUGAGUAUACUAAAUCGUACAUUUGACUACUUACUGUUUCAUUGAGUAUACUGAAGCAUUUCCUUCAGUGGUUCAGAUACUACUAAAUGUACUCAAGUUUAUCUUCAAUAUUUAAAUACUGAGACUAAUACUAAAUAUACUGCUUUACUAAUUUACUGCUUAAUGUACUGACAGUAUGGCACAGUAAAGGGUAUUAUUCAGUUUUCUGUAUUGAGAUACAAUAUUGUUUUUCAUUCACUGUUUCUGAUAGCAAGAAGCAAACUAAUGUCUACCUUUUACCUUUAUUUAACUCAAUAAUUUAUGAAUUCAGGAGUAUUUUACAUCUGUUUUAUACCUUGGCAUUUUUCAAACUCAUAUAAUUUGUUUUACAAAGCAAGGGCUAUGCUAGGUUCUGAAAUUCACUCCUUAAUAUAUCAAGGAUGAUACUAACAUCUAUUAUCCACUAUUACUGUACCGAAGAGUAUGCUAAAGUUUAUUAUACACUGCUUAAUGUGCUAAGGAUUAUAGUAAUGUUUAUUAUUCACUGCUUACUGUAAAAAAAAGUAUACUAUUGUCUAUUAUUUGUUGAUGAAUAUACAAAGGAGUAUACUAAAGCCAGAAUUUCAAUGUCUCAUGUACGGAAGAGUGUACUGGAGCCUAUUAUUUACCACAUAAUUACCAAAUUGUGCAGUGAAGGAUAUAGUGCACUGAGAAUGUUGUCCAAGUUCAUCAUUUCAAGUUUAAAAUUCUAUUGAGAAUAUUGAAGGUAAAUAUUUAUUGUCUGUCCACCAAACAUCUAUUAUUCACAGUAUUAUAGAGGUCAAUAAAGCCUUUGAUUGACUGUGUUAAGUACCAAGGAGUACCCUAAUGCUUAUGCUUUACCUUAUGAGGUACUAACAAGUAUAUUAAGGCUUUAAUUCAGUAUUAUAUCAAAUGAGGAAUUUUUUUUAUUUUAAAUGUAAUAAUGAGUAUACGAAAGCCAAUUAUUAAAUUGUAUGUAAUAGAAGUAUACUAUUUUUCACUAUUGAAUGUAUUAAGUAAUAUAUUAAAGCAUUUUCUUCACUGUUUACGCGUGGAGAAGUACAAUGAAACUGUUUAUACUAGAGUUAAAUUCUGUUGAGUACAUUGAAGCCUAUCACUCACUGCCUAAGUACUUUGGACUAUACUGGAUCAAAUCAUUGACUGUUUAAUGAACCACGAGUAUAGUGAAAAAUAUAAUUCAGAGAUUCAUGUGCCUGUAUUUCUACAAAAACUUAUCUUCAAUGAUUUAUUUAUCGAGGAAGAUGUUAAAGCAUUUAGUACACUGAGAGUGUACUAAAGCCUAUUUUUGCAGCCUUAUUGUAGCAAAAGGUGUACUAAAAUCUUUAAUUCACCAUUUUAGGUAGUAAAGAGUACUGAAAUGCCGUUUUAAAAACCUGUAUAAGGCAGUAAAGAAUAUGUGUUAAAAACUCUAAUUCAAUGCUUUAUUAAUUUAAGAGUACAUUAUAAUUUAUGUUUCUCAGUGUUAUGUACCCUGUUGUUGACUGAAAAUCAUUUUGCAUGUAUUUUAUAACAGUGCUUUAUUCAUUUUUAUUUAUUUCAUGAUAUAUAGUCAAGGCUCUUGUUCACUUUAUACUAUACUGAGGCAUAUGCAAAAUUUUUAAGGUGGUGUUCAUGCAUUGAGGGAAAUAACAAAGUUUAUUAUUCCUAGUCUUGAAUUCUGUCAAGUAUGUUGAAGUGUAUUGAACACAACAAGGAAUACGCCAUGUCAUUCUUUGUCAAUGGACUUUGUCAUUUCUUGUCUAUGAACUUUUGAACAUACUGGAUUGUAUCAUUAACUGUUUAACAUGCCAUAGAGUAGACUGAAAUAAAUCAAUUGAUGUUUCAGGUAUCAAUAGGUAAGACUCUGGUGAUCCAGAGAUCGGGCAGACCACAUCCUUUCCACGCCUGUUUGCAGUGCCUGCAUUAAUAUGUAACCCAUCCACUUCAUAAUAUGUUUCAUGAAAAGAAAUAUAAUGGAAGUUUUAACUUAAUCCUUUAUGAAUUUAGUAUUUUAAAUUAGUCUUUUACUGAAGUACGUACUUUGGCAAAUCCCAAAGGCCAUUGUUCAUAUAUAUGUACCAAAGCCUAUUUGACACUACAUAAUGUACCGAGGGGUAUAUUAAAGUUUGUAACUCACUGCUUAACAUACCGGGUUAUACUUAAGUUGAUUUUCACUGCUUAAUCUGCAAGUGGUGUACAAAACUUUUAAUUCAGUGCUUAAUAUUCUGACAGGUAUACUGAAAACUACUAUUCACUGUAUAAUGAAUCCAAGCUUAUACUAAAGUCUAUUAAAUACUGCAUAAUAUAACAUGGGUUAUGCUUUGUGUAUUAUUCACUACUUAUAUAUCAGUGAGCAUUUUAAAUUAUUCACUGCUUAAUGUACUGAGGAGCAUUCUCAAGCAGUCUACUUCUUUUUGCAAAAUGUACACGAGUAGGUUCACCAUAUUACUUGCUGAUGAAUUUGUUGAGAAAUUUAAUUCAAUGUUUUAUAAGUGCCAGAGUUUAUUAAAAUCUAUCUUUUACUGUUUCGUGUACCUGGUAAUAUAUACUGGCCACUCAACAAGUUUUACGUAGCAGCAAGUAUACACUAACCUAUUAUUUUAUGCGUAAUGUACCAAGGAGUACACUAAAGUCUGUUAUUCACUGUGUAAUGUACCAAGAGGUAUGCUGAAGCCUACUAUUUAAGCAUAAUUUAUGAAGGCAUGUGCAAUAUACCAUGUAUGAUAGAGCUUUAUAUUCACCGUGUAAGACAGCAAAGCAUGUGAUAAAGCCUUUUAUUGAUAUGUAAUUUACCAAGAAAUAUAUGAAAGCCUAUAAUUCACACAUAAUGUGACAAUGAGUACACUAAUGUGUGUUAUUCACAAUUAAUGUAACACAUAGUAUACUGAAGUCUAUCAUUCACUGUCUAAUGUAUCAGGAAAUUUUGUAAAGUCUGGUAGUCACUAUGUAAUGUGCCAAGGGAUGCACAUUCUUACGAACUGUAUUACGUACUGAGCCAUAUACUAAAACUAUACGUUAGAUGCUUAAUACUGAAGUCUGUUAUUUACUUUUCAAUUGACUAAGGAGUAUACCAAACCUAUUUAUCUGAAGACUGUAAUUCUAUGCACCAGUAACUUUGCUAAAAUAUCAUCAAUUGUUAUAGUCCAUUAAGUCCACGAAGGCAACACUUUAUUGUUAUAUAUUCCAAGGAAUAGCAUCAUAAUUCACUGUUUUAUGAAUUCAGUAAUAUAUUAAAACUGUUUCAUGUCCUGAGUGAUAUUCUGAAGGCUUUGUUCAGCUACAUGUAUCAUUGAAUAUGCUAAAGCCUGUAUUAACUUUGACAGAAUAGAUUAAAAAUCUAGAUAAAUAUUUUAUGCAUCAAGGUAUAAAAUGAGGUAAAAUGUCAAUCUUUAAUAAUUUAAUAAAGCUAAUAAGUAACUUUUUAAACAUAAUGAGGAGUAUAAUCAAGCUUAUUACUGUUUUAUCAAUCAAAGUGUACACCAAAACUGCCAAGAACUUACUAAAACUUGUUAAUCAUUGUUUACUUUCCCAAGAAGUAUACUAAUAUCUGUUACUUACUGUAUAAUGCACCAAAAAGCAUGAAAGAAUAUUUUAUAUCCUUUAUGUAACGAGGGAAGAAGCCUAUCAUUCACUGUUUCAUGUACCAAGGAGUUCACUAAUGACUUAAUUUCACUAGGUUAUGUGUCAAGAGAUUGAAUUUUCAUUUAGUUUUCUAAUUUUAGGAAUCUAUUUAAGUCAAUUUUUCUGUUUUACAUCUUGAGAAAUGCUCUAAAGCUUUUUAAAAAAUGUUUUUUAUAUGUACCAAUGAAUAUACUACAGUAUAUCUUUGCUAAGUAGGGUUUCAAGAAAUUUGUCAAAGACUUCAAUUCAAUGUUUUAUGUAUCAUGGUAUAAAAAAGAGCAAGCAGAUAACUUACUCCUAAUUGCAUUGGGAAAUCUGCUAAAGCCCUUUGUUCUCUGAUUUCAUUACUGGAAAAAUAUACUAUUAUUUGCUGAUCAUGUACCAAGGAGUAUAGUAAAGCCAUUCAUUCCCUACCCAAGAAUAAACCAAAGUGUGCUUUAACAGUUUAGUAUUCCAAGGUAAACGGUAAAAGCUGUUAUUGACUGAUAAUUGUAGCAAGGAGGAUACUGAAGCCAAUUAUGCGCAGCCAUGUUUAGUAUGGAGUAAACAACAAUUAUUGAUCACUUUUAUAUACCAAGGCUGGAUUACAGCAUGUUGUCACUACUUAAUGUUCCGAGGAGAAAACUGAGCCUAUAAUUCCCUGUUUAAUAUACCAAGUACUAUACUUAAAUCUAUUAUUCUUUGUCAUGUACAUUAAGAAGCAUAUUAUUCACUAUUAUUUACCAAUCUGUAUUCUAUAACCAAUUAUAAACAGUUCAAUGUACCAAAGAGUAUGUUGAAGCUAAUUUUUCAUAGCUUUAUUUAUUUUAUGUAGCAAGGAGUAUACUAAAGUCCAUUAUUCACGGUUUAUUAUAUUGAGGAGCAUAUUAAAACUUCACUUUCACUGUUCCAUGUACUAAAGAGUACACCGAUGUCUGUAUCUUUCAUAAUAUAUAUAUUCACGGUUUAUUAUAUUGAGAAGCAUAUUAAAACUUCACUUUCACUGUUCCAUGUACUAAAGAGUAUACCGAUGUCUGUAUUUUUCAUAAUAUAUAACAACAUAUACUACAGAUUUUCUGAGCUCAGAAGUAUAGCCUUUCACAUCUUGUACCUUGAAGCAUACUUUUGUUGAAUGCUGCCUAAAACCAGUGGUAAACACCUUUAAAUGCUAAAUACUGAAACCUGUGGGCAACAGAAACUGUAAGGAAGCGUUGUAAAAACUUCAAAGAGAGAAUUCAACAAGCUUUUAAGAUCCGACAAGUAAAGGAUUGUUAGUGGAAUGGGAGGGGCUUUUGAGUGUAUGGUGCUUAUCUAUUUGUCCGGAGAAUUCAAGCUAACUGUUGUGUAUACCCAUUUUUUAGCCGCAUAUGUUACAUACUGUAAAGUAUACUAAGCCUUAUUUUUCACUGUUACGUAUUGAGGAAUAUACUAAGGUUUAUCACUUGCUGCCUGUUGUACUGAGAAGUAUAAAAAUCCUAUCAUUCACAUACCAAAUAGGUCUACUAGUGUAUAUUUUUAAUAUAUUACUUAAUAAGGAACAUUUCAAACAUUUUUUUCAAUUUAAUGUUUCAUGAAUUCAGAAGUAUGUUAACAUCUAUUUUCACUGUUUUACAUGUCUUAACCGAUGCUGAAUAAUUUUUAACUUGCUUUAUUUAACAAUGAGUUUCCCAAAGCCGAUUUUUAUUGGUACAGAGAAGUAUGCUAAAGUCUAUUUUUCAUUCCUUAAUGUACCGAGAAGUAUACUGUACCAAUUAUACACUGUUAUAUACAUGAAGGAGUAUACAAUAAAUAGUCAUCCACUGUUAUGUGUCAAGAAAAAGCAUCUAAUUCAUGGCUUAAUAUACUGAUGCAUGUACUAAAUCAUAAAGGCACUGCAUCGAGGGAGUAUACAGCUGAUUAUUUUUGUGUGACCAAUUAAUCUUGUAAAACCUGUUAGUCUCUGCUAAUGUACUAAAUAGUAUAUACGGCCAAUUUUUCACUGUCAUAUGCACCCAAGGGAUGGGCAACAUAUACAAAGGUACAAUGAUUACCAUCAAAACCUAUUAUUCAUUUCUUAAUAUUGCAAGCAGUGUGCUAAAGCCUGUUGUUCAUAGUUUACGUAUUGAGGAAUAUGCAUGCUUAUUUUUCACUGUUAUAUGCUGGGAGGUAUACUAAAGCUUAUUGUCCAUUGUUUAAUUGACCAAGAACUUUACUAAAAUUUAUUUUUCACUACUUACUUUACUGAGAAUGUACUACAGUUUAUUAUUCAUCACAUAAUGUAUGAGAGAUAUACUAACCUGUUAUUCAUUGGUUAAUUUAUCAUGGACUAUACUAGAUAUAGUUUUCAGUGUAACACAGAAUAUAUCAAUGACUAUUAUUCACUGUUUCAUGUGUAAAGGAGUAUUCUAAGUGCAAUCUUUCACUAAUGGUGAUCGAAAUAGUAGUGUGAUCAGUAAGAGCCAAGCAAAUGCCAGGAGCUUGAAGGCAAAGUUAACAUUAAAACUUCUUUCAUUCAUAAAUAGUGCUUCAUAUAUUGAUAAAGUCAUUAAUAAAAGCUCCUACUUACUGCUUAACAUAUGACGAGUUAAUUGUACAAGUGUUUAAUUGCACACAGUUGUUGGGCAUUAACUAGGAUUCAUUUGUGCAUCUAAAAAUGCAGGCAGAAAUGUUUUAUGAUAAACAUUUCUGUGAUGCGUAGUAUUAUAAAUAAAACUAGAAAUGUGCUAAGAUUGGCUGAAGUUCUGUCCUUCACCAACUAACUCUGGACCAGAAUUCUAAGAUAUAUAACAAAACUUAUUUUUCAAGUUUAAUAUACUGAGCUUUAAACGAAAGCCAACUGUCUGCUAUGUAUUGUACCUAAAAUAUUCACUGCCUAAUAUACUGAAUAGUAUAUUAAUCAUCCACCAUUCAAUCACCACAAAAUAUACUGAGGCGUUUUCUUUAUGACAUAAUACGCUGAUGAACCUAUUGUUCGGGCAUUUAUUUACAGGUGAAUAUUCCCUGCUUAAUGUGUCAAGGAGUAUACUAGAACCUGUUAAUCACUUCUUACUGUACUAAGGAGGAUAUUGAAGUUUUAUUCUAUAUUACUCGAUCUACCAUGGAAUAUACUAAUGCUUAUGCUUAUAGGUUAAUGUACCACAGUAUAUCCUAAACUUAUUCUUCAUUACUUGUAUACUAAAGUAUGUUGUUCACUAUAUCACAUAAUAAGGAAUAUACCGAUCCCUAUCAUUCACUGUAUCAUGUAAGAAGGAAUAUACAAAGGCCUUUUAUGAGUAGCUUUAUGUAUUGAUCAGCAUACAUGAUUAUGUUUAUUGAGGAGCAUACUCGUGCCUAUAUUCAUGUAGUAGAGACAUCUAAAAAUGUAACAACCUUCAGUUCAUGUACUUAGGAGUACUCUAAUGUCUAUCUGCUUACAGAUUGUGUACUAAGAAUAUAUUACAGAUUUUAAUUCAAUGUUCAAUGUCUUCAGGAAUAUGUAGUCUACCUUCCAUUCUUUCAUGUUAUUUUGGUGUAAGUUACUGGUCACCCGUGAAUGCAGCUGAAAGCUGGUGAUAGAGUCAAUCCAAUGCUAAAUUCCAGUCUGAGACCUAAAGUCAACAAGAACCAAUGUUCUUGAAAAAGUUGUAGCAACUUUGAAGAGUAUUCAGAAAGGCAUGAAACUGCUAAAGAUGUCAGUAGAGAGGAGGUACUGGUGAGUUUGAGAGGAGUUUUAGGGUGCUGUGUUGUCCAGAGGAUUCAAUGUUUGAUGUUUAUCAGCCAACAAUUUUAUGUCCUGGGAAGCACAGUAAAGCAUGUUAUUCAUUGUUAGGUGUACUGAGAAGUAUUACAAAGGCUAUUAUUCAAUACAACAUGUAUUAUGAGAGCUACUAAAAUCAAUUGUUUCCUUCUUAAUGUAAUGAACUGUGUACUAAAGCUUAUUUCUUUACUGUUAAAUGAAUUGAGCACUAUACUAACAUUUAUUUGCAGUUUUUGUGGAUUAAAGCCUGCUUUUCAGCAUUUAUAUAAUGAGGAGCAUGUUAAAUUCUUAUUUCAUGGGAUCACAUCCUAUGGAAAAUGUUUUGGGCUGUCUUUUAUGUGUUAUGGACUAAGAUGUGUAUUAACAAUUUUAAUUCAUUUUUCUAUGGAUUUAGAAAUAUACUCAAACCUAUCUUUUACUGUUUAAUAUAAUCUCAGUGAAUACUGCUGGGUUGCUUGUGAAUCCAGUCCAAAGUGGAUAGCAAAUUCAGUCCAGCAUUAAAUAUUGAAAUCAGACCAAUAGCAAGAAUUGUUAGGAAAAGUUGUAAAAACUUCAGGGAGACGGUUCAAGAGGGCAUGAAACUGUUAAGAGGUAAAAGAGGAAUCUUUUGAUGGAUUGAUUUGAUUUGAUUUGAUUUUGAUUUAUUCUUGUCUCAUGUACUGAGAUACAGUGAAAAGU
Chiloscyllium plagiosum (whitespotted bambooshark) is the source of this 13070-nucleotide messenger RNA. Lineage: Eukaryota; Metazoa; Chordata; Chondrichthyes; Orectolobiformes; Hemiscylliidae. The record is from RefSeq and is a predicted model, not a curated record.